GAGAGGAAUGCAAAGUUUUAACCCUUGCUGGGUUAGCCUAGCAAGGUCAAUUAGCUGCAAGUACCGUUAGAAUGGAGCUAGGCCUCGAACUAGGACUAUUCCCAUUAGUAAAACUUUAGUACUGCACUAUUUUCCUUUGCGGGAUCAAAGUCUAAAGAUCCUUGGUUUGUAUCUCCGCCAACUGAAUUGACUUUUUUCCUUCCCUAACGCACUCCAUCUCACCCAUCGUCGUUCAUUACCAAAAUUUACAAUCGUAGUCACAGUAUACAUCUAUACAUCUUUUUUCUCUUCUAUACACUCACUUCAAAAAGUCUCCCGUGCCGAUCAACUUCGAGAUUCAUUUUUAAUAAACCUGAGACUUAGAAAAAUCGGUAUUCCUAAUACCUAAUUCCAUCCUUCCAUCCAUACCUAUCACUAUCCUCGAUCCUCCCCGAGUAACCAUUAACCCCCCUUCGCUUACACCAGCAAGCGCCCGGCCAACAGUUCGACCCAAUCAUCCUCACCCCCCGCAAUAUUUCUCUGAUAACUACUCGACGAACGUCACUUAGAACUUAGGGGCAGAGACUAAGAAGAAUCUUUGGCCUCUGGUCUCAGCAAGGGAACAUGUCGUCGCCGUUAAAGAAGCAGCCAGAGGCUGUCGCAGAUAAGGUACUCAAACGAGUGGAAGUUAGCAAGAUCGCCCGAAGGUUACAAGGUCGACUGGCUCUGGCACAAUUCAAGACUAAACAUGGAUGGGAGGAUCUGUCACUCGAUAAUAUCGAGCCUAAGAUCGAAGAGGAGAUCCGACGAAAACGUCUCAUCGACGGCGAUGUCCUAUCCGACUCUUCGUCCAGCACGUCAGAGUUACCGUAUCCUAGUAGUAGAACACUCAUGAGCUCCCCGCUCAAAGCCCCCCUCUUUUCGGAUGCCAUUGGGUCUAGCAAUGGCAGUACCGGUCAUCGCAAGCGUACAUAUCACAUGGCUUCAUUUGAUAUGGAUAUGGCCAUGUCUAGUCCGACUAAGCGAUUCCGUACCUCCCCCACCGCUCACAAGUCCUUCAACUCUUCACAUGGACAUGGAUCUUGGAGGACACACCGCCAACUAGCCCAAUCGUCCCCUAUCAAGCCACGAAGACAACAACACUUCACAACAUCUACUGGUCCAGAUAUCUCCUUUUUUCAAAGUGCACGCCGCCCCUCCGUGGAUCUUACACCGAAUUUUGCGGCAAUUUCGGAUGAUGAUGACGACCUUUUACCAGCGCACUCUUUUGCGGUCAACCACAACCAAUCACCUCCACGAACACCUCCUAUGCGCAGCAGAGGGCUCAAUCGUCGGGGUAAGGAUAGGAACACAGCAAAUGGACAAAAACCCGAAGAGGGCGCAGAUUUGUUGCUCUAUCUAGCGGCAUCUCCCUCGCCCGCAACACGUUCGACCAAGACCCGCAUGGAACCCCCGUCCACACCCCCUCCCAAGAAGGACCUAACACUUCCCUCGUCUAUGAUGACAACACCAGGAGGUGGCAGCCUUUUCCCGACGACCCCCGGCCAGCCGUUCGACAUUUCAGACUUCGUCAAUAUCACACCCAGCCCAGCACAGAAGCCAUGGAAGACUCCGCUGUCGCUUAGGACGCCUACAGCAAAGACACCCUUGAGCGGUGCGAGACGACGGUUAACGUUUGACGAACCUGUACUUGGUCUACCUUAAGCCGGAUAGGUAUUCAAUGCUCUUCUAUUCUACUAGUAUUUAAUGUCGGGAUAAUUACGGACUGUCUUCUCUUCCCUUCGAUAUCUACUUCAACAAACCCCUUUUACCUAGUGUGCACAUACCACACAUACACAACACACACACAAACGGAUGACAAUACCCGGCUUUGGCCAUGAUCACUUAGUAUGGAUGUUUC
Molecule: messenger RNA, 1879 nt
Organism: Annulohypoxylon truncatum
Lineage: Eukaryota; Fungi; Ascomycota; Sordariomycetes; Xylariales; Hypoxylaceae
Exons: 2
Coding region: 604-1683 (359 amino acids)
Source: RefSeq, a predicted model, not a curated record